GCAGAUCUUCAGGACAUUUCUCGAGAUUGCACCAACAAGGUCCCCACCACUCACAAACAUGGCGGCACAGACACCCACCACAAAUGGCGAGCAGAGUGCUGAAUACAAGGCGCUGUGGGCAAACAAAUACCGUGGGGCCACAGUAGAGGACCUCGACCCACCGCCUGCGCUCUCCGUCAGCCCUACCGACCCAAUCUCAUGGGCACUUAUGAGCGGCCUUGAGCGCGACUACACGCACUUGACUGUGGUGUCGAAUGAGAACCGCGCCCUGCUCGGGUACAUCAGCAUCCCGCGCCUACAAGAGCUGCUCAAGGAGCGCAAAGUGGGCGAGAACGACCCGGUCCAAGCAGCUAUGCACAAGUUUCAGCGCCGUGGGAGGCGGUACAAGGUCAUCGACAUGGAGACGCCACUUGAGGAGCUCGAGGAGUUCUUCAAGGGUGGAGUGGACGGCAGUGGGAAGCAGGAGUUUGCAGUCGUCACAGAUGCAAGCCGCAAAUUCGUCCUGGGUGUUGCGACGACAGAUGAUUUGGAUAAGUUCCUGAAGACGAGGGCAUGAAGGAAUAAGGGAAGGGCGGAUACACACAAAGAGUCGAGAAGGGAAUCAAAAUGGCCUGCAUUGCUCGGCGUUUGCUUGUAAUACCACAUGGGAAGAGGUGUUUUGGAGGAGGAGUGAUUCACAAUUCCCUCUGCGGACUGGGCUGCAACACGCGCAUCAAGUUUGAGCACCUGUAGCAGGAUGAGAGGUAAUCUUGAAAGGACCUAGCGGUUCGCCUAUGUAGAUCCUAGAUGUCAAUCACGAUCGAAAUGAGAUCGACAACUUGGAGUUCGCAGUUUAGAUCCUUCACCGCAUGCUGGACAUCUUACACGAACAACCCUGCUCACCACGAC
This is a messenger RNA of Didymella exigua CBS 183.55, 888 nucleotides long. RefSeq lists its product as uncharacterized. The record is from RefSeq and is a predicted model, not a curated record. The transcript is spliced from 2 exons. Bases 59 to 556 code for a protein of 165 amino acids. Lineage: Eukaryota; Fungi; Ascomycota; Dothideomycetes; Pleosporales; Didymellaceae.